CGUCUUUGCUUUAAUCCACAUUUUCAGCAGCAACGCUCGAGUGGAGGCCACGUGUUUGCAGACGGACCGGGACCAGAACCAGAACCAGAACCAGGAGAUGAACCAGAACCAGGACCAGCACUCCGAGUCCAGCAGGACUAAAGCUGCUGGUCUGCAGAAUCAUAAAGGAAGACCCAAAAGAUACUGCUGUGAUCAGUGCGAGCAAGUCUUCACCACUUCAUCAAACCUGAAGAUCCAUAAGAAAACUCACACUGGUGAUAAACCGUACAGCUGUGAUCACUGCGGGGUGGCUUUUACCCGACAAUUUGAUCUAAUAAACCACCAACGUAUUCACACUGGAGGAGACAAGCCUUACAGGUGUGAUCAGUGUGGAGCGGCUUUUGCCCAACAAGGUUCUCUAAGGAAACAUCAACGCAUUCACACUGGAGAAAAGCCUUACAGUUGUGAUCAGUGUGGAGCGGCUUUUGCCGGGAAAGGUUCUCUAACGACUCACCAACGCAUUCACACUGGAGAAAAGCCUUACAGGUGUGAUCAGUGUGGAGCGGCUUUUGCCAGGGAAAGUCACCUAACGACUCACCAACGCAUUCACACUGGAUUCAAGCCUUACAGAUGUGGUCAGUGUGGAGCAGCUUUUGCCGAGCAAGGUGUUCUAACGAGACAUCAACGUAUUCACACUGGAGAGAAGCCUUACAGGUGUGAUCAGUGUGAAGCGGCUUUUGCCCGACAAGGUUCUCUAACGAGACAUCAACGUAUUCACACUGUAUUCAAGCCUUACAGAUGUGGUCAGUGUGGAGCGGCUUUUGCCGAGCAAGGUGAUCUAACGAGACAUCAACGUAUUCACACUGGAGAAAAGCCUUACAGGUGUGAUCAGUGUGGAGCGGCUUUUACCAAUCCAAGUCACCUAGCGGCUCACCAACGCAUUCACACUAGAGACACUAGUGUGAUCAGUGUGGAGUACGUUUUGCCACAUCAAGUCAUCUAAGGAGUCACCAACGUAUUCACACUGGAUAAAAAGUGUACAUUUGUGAUCAUUGCUGAUUUAAUUUAACUUCGGUUAAAGGGGACCUAUUAUGAAAAACACGUUUUUUCUUGUUUUAACAUAUAUAAAGUGGUCUCCCCUCACCCUGCCAGCACAGGGGAGAUGAAAUCCCAUGAAAUUCUGCAGGGUCUCUGACCCCCGCCGGACAGAGUCCCCCAGUGUCACGUGGUUUUUUUUGAGCCGAUUAGAAUCUGCUCCCGUCGUUACGUAACGACAGGAGCAGAUUUCCAUAGGUUCAGCCUCCGCUGCUGAAACCACGCCCACAACCAGCUCUCUCCGCUGCUGGAGCGGUGCUUCCUUAAGCCAGUCGGACGUGGCGCCGCGGCGGAGUGGAUCCGGGUUAAAUCAUCCAGGUUCCCGGUUGGUUUGGGAGCUGGGUCCUCGGGGGUCUGUCCCAGGUCGGACCAGCUUCACCCUCCGAGAUUUUCAGGCAAAUCUGUCGGUUUGAUCCCCGAUAACGGGC
Molecule: messenger RNA, 1502 nt
Organism: Cololabis saira (Pacific saury)
Lineage: Eukaryota; Metazoa; Chordata; Actinopteri; Beloniformes; Belonidae
Product: zinc finger protein 239-like
Exons: 2
Coding region: 98-982 (294 amino acids)
Biological process (GO): regulation of transcription by RNA polymerase II
Molecular function (GO): DNA-binding transcription factor activity, RNA polymerase II-specific; RNA polymerase II cis-regulatory region sequence-specific DNA binding
Source: RefSeq, a predicted model, not a curated record